Halichondria panicea is the source of this 3510-nucleotide messenger RNA. RefSeq lists its product as uncharacterized. Lineage: Eukaryota; Metazoa; Porifera; Demospongiae; Suberitida; Halichondriidae. The transcript is spliced from 11 exons. The record is from RefSeq and is a predicted model, not a curated record. The coding region runs from base 169 to 3393 and encodes 1074 amino acids.
UAUGUACAACAAUGAUGAUCAGUGGACACCAAAACAGGAUGCAUCCAGUCACAUGGACAAUGACUACAUUGUCACGUCACAUUUUCACCACCGCCGCGGUGUCCAAGCGACAACGCUACUGUGCAUGCACAAAAUAAUCAGAAAAGAACUUGUACUGUUGGAUUUUGAAUGGCUAUUAUGUCGACUACUCUACCAAGAAUACCUAAACUGCAACCUGAUCUGGUGGCUGCAACUCCAGAUGAUGGUGCAUGGAAAUCAGCAACUGGUUUUAGGAAUAAAUAUUACUGCUUUAUGAAGGUCAAGGACCCACUCUAUUACAAUAGUCUGGCUGACAAGCAUACUACCAAGUAUGUCGAGAAACCUUCUGUUAAGAAACACCUCCACACAAUGGGUCUCACUUCUGUCGAUGGAACGGUCUAUCCCACAAGAGAAGAGCAGUUUGAAGCCAACCGAAUCAAUCGUCUCUAUGAGGAACGUCAAGAUAUGCUUUGCAAGCUCGUCAUGCGUGAGCAGUCCCAUCUUCGCCACCUUAGGAGAUCAGCGCGAGCCGGAGAACUGAUGUUCACCAAGAACGGUGUGUUUGAGACCAACCCCUGUGACGACUGUCAUAUUUAUCACAAGGUGACCUCUUAUCUACCCAACAAACCUCUAUGCCCAUCCUCCUCUCUGGGGAGAAGACAAAAGAAGGAACGAGAGGCCAAGCGUCUUCUCACCCGGAGACAAAGAAACUGUGUAUCCACCCGAACCUCCCGUUUGAAAAGUACCCAUGUUCACACCCAGACAAUGGACCGUGUUACCACCCAGACAGCCAAGAGAGAGCCUCCAAAUAGGUCGACUUACAUAUUUCGAGGGAAUAUUCCUAAGAUGGGUGUCGACACGUCUGAACCAGAUUUUUCUGUGAAUGAGUCUAGCUCUUGUAUGUCGCGAUACACAAGCAGCGACAUAUGGUCUGAGUCCUCAACUGACACACUCCUUCGUGAGAUGUCAUACUCUGAUCUCGACUUUGACUCUGGUCUAGAGCUCAUCCACCGUUUGUCAUUAGAAAACAGAGAACUUGACAACAAGCUUUGUGAACAAAUGCUCAGACUUGAGAAGGAUACACUCGAGGAGAUCUGGCAAAAGCUGACUGAAAAAUACACUAAGGAUUUCCAGGAUGUUGAAAGACUCAAGGCGGCUAAAGUAACAACAUGUGAAUUUAAUGAUCAAAAUAAAGUUGACAAUUGCAAAGUAGAAUACAACCGAGAACUGAAGCGCAAGACAUCACUGGAGGCCAUUCUCAAUGUUCUAGAUAAUGAGCAGAAUAAAGUGGAUGCUGCUAUGAUGAAGCAGAAAGCUGCUGAUAAGCUUAGAAAUGAGCGGUGCAAUAUGGAUGAGCUCGUUGCUGAGCAGAUCAAGCUCACAAUUAAGAGGGCGUUUGAAGAAGAGCUUGAAGAACAGAAAGGAGUGCUCAUUUCUACCAACAAUAAAGCCAGGGGGAAGGCAAAGAUGGAACUGGUUGGGAAGCAAGAUGAUGAUCAGAUCACAAGCUACAGACUGAUCAGCCAUGUUGUUCGGCAGGUACAUUCCUCGGGGGUGCUAUCAAGGCAGAGCAGACAUGAAUCUCCUCAGAUUGGUAGCAACAAUUUUGUUCUUAUGAGUCCAACUGAGAAAGAUGUCAUACAAACUGUUCAGACUCUGCAGCAAAUCAAAUCGGACAUGACCUGCAUGUUUCCUCAAAUCGAGAACAUUCUUAAGAAAAGAAUUCCAGGCGACUCUUCACUACAUACAAAUGUUCCAAACUGGAAAUCCCAAGUGCCUAUGGCAGUUCCCCAAGAAGAGCUGUGCUCCACUCACGAUGAAACUGAAAGCUCUUGCACAGCCCAAGCUUCCAAGUAUGAAUCAGCUAGUACUCUGGGAAUUCUGAGCACAAUAUGGUCAACAAUUCAAAAAGCCAAGGGUCCAUCCUCUGAUAAGGGUGGAACCUCCGAGCCUGGAUAUGCAUCUACUAAAAGCAACGAGGAGACAAAUGACGCUUUCACCAGCAACAGCAUCAGUGAAAAAAUUUCCUCUCUCAAUUCAGGAGAGGAAGAGUUCACACAGACCUCUAUUCCCAGAAUACCAACCCCUCCAGCUUAUUCCAGACCAGCAGGAUACACUGUAAGAGGAGUGAUCUCUUGUCAGUCAUCUUUGCGACAAAUCAAAGAAAAUUCAGCGUCUGACUUUAAUAAUGAGUUUGUCAGCCCCUUAGCUGUUCACUCUCAGGGAGUAUUUCCGUACCACUCACAGAGAACACAUCUUGGUAUCAAAAACAACAUGGAAAUAACUCCUGCGGAUCGAAAGCAGUUCUAUGAGGAGAGACUGAUACGUUCAAGAGAUGAACUGAUCAAGCAGGAUGAAAGGAUCAGAAAUAGUAUGGAAGAACUUGUCCCACCAAAGAGAACACUGUUAGAGUUCUAUACUGCAGAGGCCGAGGGCAACCCAAUGCCUGCUCCCACCCCAGAGGUGACUCCCAUGGUCAGUGAGACGUGUAUGCAAUUAGGGACAACAGCAUUAACUGAGGAAUCCAUUGGUAUCCCGAGAACAGAUGCUGAAAAACCUGAUGAGAAGAGUGACAAGCCACUCAUGGACAAGUACUUAGAUAAUGCCUCAACAUACACGUCCUCAGCAAAAUCUUUAACAUUAUCAAUAAUCAAUGCUUCAAUUGCCAAGCUCAACACAAAAGCCCAGAGUACAAGCCAGCCUGAAAUGCCCUCGGCUGAUACCAAAAUGGAGCCAGAAACAGUGGCCCUUUUGCACACAGAGGAAGCUAACGUUCCCAAAAUUGGCAGUGCUUCCUCCACCAUAAUUUUAUCCUCCAAAAAAGGAUCAAAAGCAUCGUUGAAUGAAACUUUGGGCACUGAGAAAGUCAGCAGCAUGCAGAAAACAGCCAGUUCUGCUCCCACCAAGAAAAGUUCAUGUUCAUCAGCAGCGUCUCUAAAAGAAACUAUGACUGCCAGCGUCCCAAAAACUGCCAUUGUUGCCUCCACCAAAUCAUCUACAAAAGCAUCGCUAAAUGAAACGGUGACCACUGAAAAGGUUAGCGUUCCAAGUGCUUCUAUAGUGCAAAAGAAGAAGUCCACAGCGAGCAUCGCACCACCAUCAGAAGUGUCUGUGGAGUCUUACAUGGAGCCACUCUCCUCCAAGAACAAGAAGACACUAAAAGAAGCUCCAGUAACUAUUAAAUCUCCAACUGAAAGCAUGAAAUCAUUGAGGCCACUCAGAUUAUCUCUUUCUUUGAAAUCCCUUUUAGAUCUACUGCCGUCUAAAUUGUUCUCUUCACAGUUUGCCAAAACGUCAAGGAGUGGUUCUAGAAGCAACAACGAUGUAACAAAAUAUUUGCUUUUGGGUUCAACGUCUUCGAUUCACUCAAGCUAGAACCCCAACUGAAUGUGCCUGAGUUUAGAUUUUGAACUAUGGGACUACUCUUUUGUAGCUAUGAUAUACAGUCUCUCUAAGUUAUUGUAACUGGAAGAAAAUUUAACAGUACUGUAG